GAAGAGGAGGCUGUGGGGGACGAUGGCCUAGUCCUAAUUUGGGAAUUGCCGGCGGCGGCCGCUACGGUGUCUGCUUCCUCGGUGGCGGUGACAACCUCAGUGGCGCCGGAAGGCAUGGAUCCUAUCCUGGUCUACGCGGCAGGACCAUGGACUCUGACGGAGAAGGAUCUUCUUCUACUAACCCAAAUAGAAGAAGCAGUAUUACAGAUCCAAGCAAAGCCCAAUAUGAAGGCGUCCCAUCACCUAGCAGACCUUAUCACCUCCUGGAGCAAUAUGCAGAAUUGGCUUGCUCAGGACGAACAAGCAUACUCCACCCAGAAAAACACGACAAAAGAUCUCAUAUGGCCAACAUUGAAUGGACAGCAACCCGUAAUGUCAUCAACAGCCUUCGAGAGUUGGAACUUAUCUGCCAAGUCAAGGAAACCGAUUUCAGACGAAGAGGCCAUCAUGAAGGACAAAGCACCUACUGGAAAGAUGCCUUACCGGCUGUCACACAAGCCCGAUUGGACCUCUGGGAAACCUUUAUUCGACUCCAAGCAAUAA
Zingiber officinale is the source of this 543-nucleotide messenger RNA. RefSeq lists its product as uncharacterized. The record is from RefSeq and is a predicted model, not a curated record. The transcript has 2 exons. The coding region runs from base 115 to 543 and encodes 142 amino acids. Lineage: Eukaryota; Viridiplantae; Streptophyta; Magnoliopsida; Zingiberales; Zingiberaceae.